Molecule: messenger RNA, 1360 nt
Organism: Hordeum vulgare subsp. vulgare (domesticated barley)
Lineage: Eukaryota; Viridiplantae; Streptophyta; Magnoliopsida; Poales; Poaceae
Product: ataxin-8-like
Exons: 3
Coding region: 1008-1319 (103 amino acids)
Source: RefSeq, a predicted model, not a curated record
GAAUGUAUCUUGGGAAAAAUUUCUGUAAGACAUGCUAGCAAGCAUAGGGAAGCAGUGGAGAAGUGGACUGGAAGAAUUUGUCCAAAAAUCAGGAAGAAGGUAGAGAAGAAUGCAGAUUUCAGUGCCAACUCUUUUCCAAGAGAAUCUGGCAAUGGUAUUUACCAUGUGCAAUCUGGCCCCAACUCAUAUAUAGUUGACAUCAUUGGUAGAAGCUGUGAUUGCAAGGCCUGGGGAUUAAGUGGGAUCCCUUGUCCACAUGCUAUAGCAGUUUGUAGGACUGAGAGGAUUGACCCUGAAGAGCUGGUGCACAAAUGUUACACCAUUGACACCUAUUUGAAAGCCUAUGGUCACAAAAUCAUGCCUCUUAGAGAUAGGGCCCACUGGGAGAAGCUCAAUGGUAUUGACAUCCACCCCCCUGUGUUUACUAAGGUCAUGGGAAGACCAGCCACAAAAAGGAGGAAAACUCCAGAAGAGAAGAAGAAGAAAGAUGGCACAAUUUAUCUCAAUAAGAAUGGGGUGACUAUGCACUGCUCAGUUUGUGGAAAAGGUGACCACAACAAAAGGGGUCAUGGUAAAUACAUUGAAAGGCAAAUGCAGGAGCCAGAAGUUGAAGUGGAUGAUGAAUUUGCAUGUCCAGAAAUUCUUCAGGAUAUAGUGACCCAGAACAACAACCAUAGGCUGGACCCAGUCAAUGAUAGGAGCAGCAUGGUGUACACAAUGGGAGAAGAGGAGAGGGCUCAUGUGACAAGGAUGGUGCCACCUGGACCUCUACCAGAGGAAUCAACUUUUGUAAUUGAUGCCAGGGAUUUGAUCCCCCAAAGAAGAACAAAUACAACUGCAACUAUUAGAGGAAGAACUACAAUGGCAAGCAGAGGCAAAAGAAGAGCAGCACAGGAAGUGGAACCAAAUGCAGGUGAGCCAGAAACAAGUGCAAUGAAACUUCACUAAACUUUACAAAAAUUAGAAACAAUAGUUAGUCCAUUUGCUGAAUUUACUACACUUUGCAAAUGAAGAGGAGGCAGGAACAAGUGCCAAUGCAGGAAGAGCAAAGAAAAAAACAAGAGGAGGUGGAAGAGCAAGAGCAAGAGGAGCUGCAGGUGGAAGGACUGGAGCAAGAGCAAGACCAAGAGCUGGAGCAGAAGCUGAAACUGGAGUUGGAGCAACUGCUGGAACUGGAGCUGGAGCACAAGCAGCAGCUGGAGCUGGAGCAGCUGCUGGAACUAGAGCUGGAGCACAAGCAGCAGCUGGAGCUGGAGCAGCUGCUGGAAGAGGAGCUGAAGGAGGGAGAAGAGUGGAAGAUUAUCCUCUGUGGCAGCUAAUGUUUGGACCAAUCCCAAACUUGAAUGAAGAGAUUCCACUG